UUCUGCAGCUCGAAUUCUGCUGUUUUGGGUUAGGCUAAACGAUAUAAAAAAACAGUCAAAAAAAUUCACGCAUAAAGAGGUUUCAGUAUGCGAACAAGAGUCCCAACGAAGAUCUUUGCUCUGCUGUGUGUUUUUCUUCUUUAUGGGACUUUGCCUUCACUGCGAGCAGAGAAACACUCGCUGUAUUACAUUUACACGGCUUUGUCCAAACCUGUCAAUCAGCCGGGCAUCUAUCAGUUCAGUGCUAUGGGUCUGCUAGAUGACAGACAGAUCGACUCUUACAAUAGUGAGGAACAGACGAAGAUUCCCAAACAGCAGUGGAUGAAAGAGAAAAUGCAGGAGGAUUACUGGGAAAAAGGCACCCAGUCCAGAAAGAGCAAAGAACAGUGGUUUAAUGUGAAUGUUGAUAUUCUGAUGAAACGCAUGAGACACAAUGAAUCAGAUCUUCAUGUUCUUCAGUGGAGACACGGUUGUGAAGUUGAGCGGGAGGGAGAUGAAGUGAAGUUUUCCAAAGGCAUUAGUGAGUACGGCUAUGAUGGAGAAAACUUUCUGUUUUUUGAUGAUAAAGAGUCUCAGUGGGUCGCCCCAGUUGACGCAGCUGUACCAACCAAGAGAAAAUGGGACAAUGUGCCAAUCCUAAACCAAUACACUAAAGGCUACUUGGAGAAAGAGUGUGUGGACUGGCUCAACAAAUUCAGAGAAUAUGGAAAUGAGGAGCUCAGAAAAGCCUUUCCUCCAGAUGUUCACAUGUUUGCAAGGAAAUCCAGUGAUGAAUCCAAGAUGAAACUCACCUGUCUGGCCACCGGUUUCUACGCCAAAGACGUGACGAUGACCAUUAGGAAACAUUGCACAUCUCUGCCUGAAGAUGAGGUUGAAUCCACAGGAAUCAGACCAAACCAUGAUGGGACCUUCCAGCUGAGGAAGAGUGUGGAGAUCAAUGAGGACGGAAAAGCAGAAUAUGAUUGUUUUGUGUCCCACAGAAACUUCAAAUCAAUUAUCAUAAAAGUGGGACAAGCUACUGAAUCAUUGAACGCUGAAGCAUCUGCUGGACGAGAGAGAGCUGGAGAAACAUCAGAUAGCUGUGUGACUGGCUCUCCGGAGAAAGUCAUUCAAACUGAGAAACACUCGCUGUAUUACAUUUACACGGCUUUGUCCAAACCUGUCAAUCAGCCGGGCAUCUAUCAGUUCAGUGCUAUGGGUCUGCUAGAUGACAGACAGAUCGACUCUUACAAUAGUGAGGAACAGAGGAAGAUUCCCAAACAGCAGUGGAUGAAAGAGAAAAUGCAGGAGGAUUACUGGGAAAAAGGCACCCAGUCCAGAAAGAGCAAAGAACAGUGGUUUAAUGUGAAUGUUGAUAUUCUGAUGAAACGCAUGAGACACAAUGAAUCAGAUCUUCAUGUUCUUCAGUGGAGACACGGUUGUGAAGUUGAGCGGGAGGGAGUUGAAGUGAAGUUUUCCAAAGGCAUUAGUGAGUACGGCUAUGAUGGAGAAAACCUUCUGUCUUUUGAUAUUGAAGAGUCUCAGUGGGUUGCCUCAGUUGACGCAGCUGUACCAACCAAGAGAAAAUGGGACAAUGUGCCGAUCCUAAACCAAUACACCAGAGGCUACCUGGAGAAAGAGUGUGUGGACUGGCUCAACAAAUUCAGAGAAUAUGGAAACGAGCAUCUCAGAAACACCUCUCCUCCAGAUGUUCAUGUGUUUGCAAAAAGGUCUAUCAGAGACAAAACCAAGCUGAAACUCACCUGUCUGGUCAGUGGCUUCUACCCCAAAGACAUGACACUGGUUAUGAGGAAAUAUUGCACAUCUCUGCCUGAAGAUGAGAUUGAAUCCACAGGAAUCAGACCAAACCAUGAUGAAACCUUCCAGCUGAGGAAGAGUGUGGAGAUCAAUGAAAAUGAAAAAUCAGAAUAUGAUUGUUUUGUGUCCCACAGAACCUUCAAAGAACCAGUUAUCACCCAAUGGGAUGCUGUGACGGCAUGAUUGGGGUUAUGGCUGUUUCACACUGGAAGUGUAUGUGAGUGGAAGCAGUGGAAAUUGGAUUAGCAUGCUUUUUAAGCUCUACUUUCAAUCAUUUUAUCAUGCUUUUAAGUUGUUUGUUUGUUAGUUUGUUUUACACAAGCUACAUUUACAUGCACCGAAAUAAUCAAUAAUCAUAAAUAAUAAUGUUACUCAUGUAGCUCCGGCUGACAUUAAUGCGGUGGCUUUCUGAAUAGAUGCACUGUGCAUGCAUUACUUUUUGAUCGGAAUAUAUUGCAUGUAAAAUAUUUAUGUGAAAUUGAUUGCAAAGCUUAAGGCUCAUAUAAGCAGAAUUUUCAGAAUCUGAAUCGGGAUUGUAUUUAUUCGGAUUGUCAAAGAUUAGUGCAUGUAAAUAUACUGACAGUGUUAGUCAUGCUCAUUUUUAAUAUCAUUCCAUGUUAAUUUUGAUCACAAAAAAAAUCACCGUUACUUUAAAAGGAUCAUG
Molecule: messenger RNA, 2461 nt
Organism: Sinocyclocheilus grahami
Lineage: Eukaryota; Metazoa; Chordata; Actinopteri; Cypriniformes; Cyprinidae
Exons: 10
Coding region: 88-1980 (630 amino acids)
Biological process (GO): immune response
Cellular component (GO): external side of plasma membrane
Source: RefSeq, a predicted model, not a curated record